GUGCAGCCACAGAGUAUGAACAUCCUGGCAGCCCUUUUCCUCUUGUCUGAGCAGGUGGAUAUUCCUAUUGCUAUAGAAGAAAAGAAAAAAGAGAAAAAACUUGUUCUGACAAGUACAGAUGGAAAAACUACAUACAUUAACCAGAGCCUGCGCAUAUUUACAAAAGACCAAACGAAGUCUAAAACCGAUUGGAAGAGGUGGUGCAAGAAUAUAAAAAGCCUCAUUGAAUUCCUUAAAAAGUAUAUAGACAACAAAGGGGUGAAUCCAAGUGCAAUGGAAGGACUGCCUACUGUGCCAACCAACUAUGAGCAGUUCAUGACAGGAGAAUUUUUGAACACAUCCGAGUUCCUUAUUCAGUCGUACAUAUACGAGUUUAUUGACACAAAAGAAAAUUACAUUAAAUUUGUAGAGGCUGUAUAUACUCUUUUGAAUGACCAGAUAAAAAAUGAAAAGUCAUACGAAAGAGUGCUGAACAAGUGCUUUAUACAAGAAAGUGCACGGAAAAGUAAAAUCGACCACACUAAGAUUAUUUGCGAUCUUAUGGAUACAAUAGACAAGUAUAGAAUAUUUCCAUUCAUGGAUUCAUCACAGCUUCCGUCCUAUACACAGGUUAAAGCAUAUGAUCGGGAAAAGAACGAAUUCAUAAACGACGAAACCCGAAAAUAUUCUAACUGUGUAGAAGCAGCUUUGCUAGGACUAGUGUGCUGUUUAGUAUAUGAUCCAAAUAAAAAGAAGUACAAUACAGACCAUCUACCCGACAAUGAAGAAACUAAGCCACUGAAAGAAUUCUUUAAAAAGUACACUGAGCCAAGAGAAACCACUGAUUAUGAAAUGCACCAAGAUUGGUGUAGAGUGAUAGCAGACUUGAAGAAUGACAAGAUUCUUUACUUAGAGGAGAAGACGAAUGAGCUGGACAGCAGUUUGUUGAAUAUUCUUUAUGUUGUAUCGGACAUAACUGGAAGCAAAGAAGAAGUGGUUAAACAAAUUAAGCACAUAGAAGAACUUCUUGCUGAUAAGAAGGUUGAUGUUUGGCUUGAUAUAGAAGAAAGCUUGACUACAAUAUUCAAGGAGCUAUCAAAUAACAAGAAUCUUGAUGUAGAGUGUGACGAAUUCACAGUAGGUACACGAGAAGAUGAUAAGCUGGACUUAUUUGGUGAGUUUAAGCUAGUGUAUACUUUUAAUGAGAAAAAAAAUGGAAUAUUAGUGGAGAUAACUCCUGGUCAUUCCUCAUUAAGAUUAUUGGAAGACCUAUUGUCUAGUGAAGAGAAAAAUAUUAUUAAAGAAAAGCUGACUGAAAUACAGAAUACUUAUAGUAAUAUAGAGAAUUACACAGCAUACACAAUUAGACAGUACAUAAACAUAGAACUUGCUAAGAUGGAGCAAAAAUCUGUAUUUAGCCGGAUUAAAGAAAGUAUUAAAAAUAACCAUGAUAAUAUAAAUGAUAUUUUCCUUCAUGGGAUGAUUCGAUCUGUUGAACAAAAAGCAAGG
This is a messenger RNA of Nematocida parisii ERTm1, 1488 nucleotides long. RefSeq lists its product as uncharacterized. The annotation marks the transcript as partial. NCBI's taxonomy places the organism in Eukaryota, Fungi, Microsporidia. The record is from RefSeq and is a predicted model, not a curated record. The transcript has a single exon.